AUGGCAGCUGUAGAUUUGAUAAGAGACCCAAGAGUUAUCAAAGACGCGGUAACGGAUAUAAAUCAAAGUGUCCUUGUUAUUCGUAGCGCGGUUCAAGCACUCAAUCAAUUGACAAACCCUACUCAGAGGCUAUCACCCGAAAAGAACGACUUAAAUGCCAUCCGCACACAUUUGAGGGAAAGUUUAAAGCAUGAUAUUGAAAAUGUCGGUAUUGGUAAAUCAAUUGAUAAUCUCGCUGAAGUAAAUAAAAUAGCGGCCAGGAUUAAAGGGGCCAGACCCGAUAUGAAUAAUGCGGAAAUCAACGCUUUAGCACAUGAUUUGUAUGACAAAAUAAGAGAAGACCCAUCAAACCGAAACAUAGUAGAAAGCGUGCUUAGAGAUUUGGAAUUGGGAAAAAUCAAAGGAAAAUCGCCUGAAAGAAAGGGGUUUGACAAAUUAGUGGGUGAUUUUUCGAAAUCUUACGGUGGAGAAGUGAUAAAAAAAGCUAUGCAAAAAGCGCUGGAAAUCAAGGCCAAUUAUCCUGCCAUGACCCGACAAACCUUGCUGUGUUUAAUAUACGAUCUAUGCGAAAAAAUAAUGGAUGAAGAAGGAAAAGCCCCAGGAGCAUUCAAAUCAGCUUCUUCUUCUAAUAUGAAAGCCUCUGCAAUUUUUGAUGCAGAUUUCAAUGUUAGAGAUGAUUUCGCUAAUCCCCUAGGCGUCGAUCUGAAGGGAAGAUCAGUAAAUAUGGAUGCCCUAUGCAAAACAGUGCGCCUUUUGACCAGAUUAAAAAAAAUGCACCCAGACUGGCCAAAAGAAGACAUAUUGUUUAAAAUCAAUUCAAUUUACAAUAGUCUAGCGAAUGGGGAAAGAACCUUUCAAGAUUGGAGCAUGGAAAUACCUGCGCCUUUAGGAUCUAUCUCGCAACCAGAUCCUUACUUUAGACAACCCAUGGUAAAUCAGAUUAUGGAAAAGCCUAUGGAGAUGAACGAUGAUAUGACGGAAGUUUCGCAAGAGAUCAUGCAUGCCGUAUCCUCUAUUAAAGAUGGAAUUCAUAACCUUAGAAGCACAGCAGAAGAUAUUAAGUUAAUUGAAGCAGCUCUGGUCUCGGGUCCACCAUCCCCUGAUUUAGAAAAGAUGCGACAGGAGACUGAAAAAGCACGGUUACAGAUGGAGCUUGCAAAAGAACAGGGUAAAUUAGCGGCGAAGAAAGCGGAUGCAAAACCUAAAGAAAAGGAAAAAGAGAAGAAGAAAGGUUUCCAAAUAUCAAAAUGUUUAAAGAAGGACCCAAAAGGUAUGUAA
Messenger RNA from Gordionus sp. m RMFG-2023, 1278 nucleotides. RefSeq lists its product as uncharacterized. NCBI's taxonomy places the organism in Eukaryota, Metazoa, Nematomorpha, Gordioida, Chordodea, Parachordodidae. The coding region runs from base 1 to 1278 and encodes 425 amino acids. The record is from RefSeq and is a predicted model, not a curated record. The transcript is spliced from 11 exons.